UUUUAUUAAUACUCUGUAUUAUUCUAGCUAUAUUAAAUAGUUCAGGAUUCAAAACUACAUUGUUUGCUUCAUUGCACCAGUCUUUAAUUCCAAAUUUUAAGACUGUUAUCUUCUCAAAAGGUAUCACAUAUCUGUUUAAGACACCUGGCAUGAAUUAUACAUGACAUCACAUGACCUGUUUUGUGGACAUUAUUGUAGAAAAAGACACUGCUUAUGUCAUUGUGAAGAGGACAGCAAGACUGAACAAUGACAUUUAUAGCUAAGACGUUUUAUGAUCUACAUGCGACUACGCUGGAAGGGGACACAGUAGAUUUCAAUAUUUUCAGAGGAAGAGUGGUGCUAAUAGAGAAUGUGGCAUCACUCUGAGGAACAACCACCCAGGACUAUAUCCAGCUUAAUGAGCUCCAGAGCAGAUAUCCUCACCGACUCGUGGUCCUGGGCUUUCCCUGCAACCAGUUUGGAUACCAGGAGAACUCCUCUGAUGCAGAAAUUCUAAAUUCCUUGAAGUAUGUGCGUCCAGGUGAAGGGUAUAAACCUGCGUUCACCAUUUUUGAAAAGUGCAUUGUAAAUGGGAGUGAUGCACAUCCUGUCUUUUCCUACUUGAAAGACAAGCUUCCUUAUCCAGAUGAUGACCCUAUGUCACUGAUGCAGGACCCCAAAUAUCUGGUCUGGAAUCCCAUCAGUCGGAAUGAUAUUUCAUGGAAUUUUGAGAAGUUUCUGAUUGGGCCAGAGGGCGAGCCCUUCAAGAGAUACAGCAGAAAGUUUCAGACUAUCAGUAUUGAACCAGACAUUCAAAGACUGCUGAAGCUGACCUCAAAAACACACUAAUUGAUCAUGUGUCAUUAUUUAGUCAUGUAUUAACUCAAUACAAGAAGAUUGACAAUGCUUUUUAAUUCACAUUAUCUUCCAUGU
Ctenopharyngodon idella (grass carp) is the source of this 912-nucleotide messenger RNA. RefSeq names its product glutathione peroxidase 2 (gene gpx2). The record is from RefSeq and is a predicted model, not a curated record. Gene Ontology annotation, molecular function: glutathione peroxidase activity. Gene Ontology annotation, biological process: response to oxidative stress. NCBI's taxonomy places the organism in Eukaryota, Metazoa, Chordata, Actinopteri, Cypriniformes, Xenocyprididae. The transcript has 2 exons.